Colletotrichum fioriniae is the source of this 567-nucleotide messenger RNA. NCBI's taxonomy places the organism in Eukaryota, Fungi, Ascomycota, Sordariomycetes, Glomerellales, Glomerellaceae. The record is from RefSeq and is a predicted model, not a curated record.
AUGCCCUCAAACCCGCAGUUGACAACCAUCUCCACCAUCAAGGACCGGGACGCACAUGUUGACCAUAUUGACUACCAAGAGAUUCCCAAAGAUGGUGGCACUAAAGUUCAGGCCGAUAAGUUUGGAUCUGUUGCCAAAGUUGAUCCCAAAGAAAUUGCACUAGUUCGGAAACUGGACACCUAUCUCAUGCCUAUCUUAUGGUUGAUGUACUUCCUAAACUUCCUCGACCGAAACGCAAUUGUCAACGGCAAGCUCAAUAAUCUCGACAAAGAUCUCAACAUGAAAGGGUCCGAGCUGGUGCUUGGUCUCACUGAAGCACCUUUCUACUCGGGCGCCUGCUACCUCGUGAGCUUGUUUUAUACGCGGAAAGAGGUCGCGACACGACUCGCUGUGUUUUACACAGGAAACUUGCUUGCGAGCUCCUUCUCCGGUCUCAUUGCUGCUGGCGUCUUCGCCGGUCUAGACGGACGGAAUGGCCUGGCUGGAUGGAGAUGGUUGUUCUUGAUACAAGGUGUCGUUACAAGUAAGGCUAUUCCUCAAAACAUUGCAGAAGAUGACUUGAGAUGA